This is a messenger RNA of Amblyraja radiata (thorny skate), 4910 nucleotides long. RefSeq names its product ATP/GTP binding carboxypeptidase 1 (gene agtpbp1). Bases 341 to 4132 code for a protein of 1263 amino acids. NCBI's taxonomy places the organism in Eukaryota, Metazoa, Chordata, Chondrichthyes, Rajiformes, Rajidae. Gene Ontology annotation, biological process: proteolysis; C-terminal protein deglutamylation; protein side chain deglutamylation. The record is from RefSeq and is a predicted model, not a curated record. The transcript is spliced from 27 exons. Gene Ontology annotation, molecular function: zinc ion binding; metallocarboxypeptidase activity.
GGUCCAUUUUUUAUGGGGAGGGGCGUAAUUAAAUCCCGAUAGUGCAAUAGGGAGCAUACAAACAGUGAUCGUUGUGAGGAAGGAUUUUGUGAGGGGGCGAUGAGCUUCGGUGGCCGUGAGGAUUUUGACGCAGACGCGAGGUUGACGUUGAAUUAGACAGAGCUGGGAGCGUUUGUAUCAAAACAGCAGCGUUCCGUCGCAUACGGUGCUGUGAUACAGCAACUGCUCGCUGGCCAGGCAGGCGGGGAAGGAGGCAGCAACCUUUCCUUUCAAUGGACGGUAGGGAUUUAUUUAAACAGAUUGUUUGGAAUGGCAAAGUGAAAGAGGAAGUUUAGUUAAGAUGAACAAAGUCAAAGGUUCAACUGAAAAAGGGAAUUCACGCAUCCUUGGUCUGCUAGCCCAGUUGGAGAAGCUGACUCUGGAUGGGACAGUGCAUGAUGUGGAGAAUGGGCGUUAUGUUACUUCCAAACUUCUGCAUCUGGCUCAGACUCAAGAAUUCCCUUUCUCAGUCCUACACGUGUCAGAAAGAACGAAGAAAGACAUGACAGCCAAGGGGUCAACUGGGAUGGAAAUAAUAUUAUCAACACUUGAGAACUCUCGUGACCAACAAAUGACAUUGAAUAUUCUCAACAUACUUAAUGAAUUGGUUUCAGUGGGUGGAGGACGCAGGGGUAGCGUCUUGGUAUCCAAAGGAGGGAGUCAGAUUCUGCUUCAAUUGCUAUCUAGUGCCAGUAAAGAUAUACCACCAAAUGAAGAGAUUAUGGUGCAACUACAUUCCAUUCUGGCAAAGAUUGGACCAAAAGACAAAAAGUUUGGAGUCAAAGCCAGGAUUAAUGGAGCCUUGGGCAUUACAUUGAAUUUAGUGAAACAAAACCUGCAGAACUUCAAACUCAUUUUACCUUGUCUGCAACUGUUGCGAGUGUAUUCCAACAAUGCUGUCAAUGCCAUAUCCUUGGGCAAAAAUGGUGUUGUGGAACUUAUGUUCAAGAUUAUUGGUCCUUUCAGUAGGAAGAAUACAAGUCUUGUAAAGGUCUCAUUAGACACACUGGCGGCAUUGCUAAGAUCGAAAACCAAUGCCAGGAGGUCAGUGGAUAGGGGAUACUUUCCUGUUCUUCUUACAAUUUAUAUCGACUGGCACAGACAUGACACAAGGCAUCGGCAUAUGCUGAUCCGCAAAGGAAUUUUAACCUGCAUCAAAAAUAUAACAAGUAUUAAGUUGGGAAGGAAAGCAUUUGUUGAUGCUGAAGGAAUGAAAGUCUUGUAUAAUACUUCUCAAGAUUGUCUUUCAGUGAGAACCCUAGACCCUCUGGUCAAUAUCUCCAGCCUCAUUAUGAGAAAAUGUUUCCCUAAAAAUCGCCUUCCCAUUCCAACUAUUAAAAGUGUUUACCUGUUCCAGUUGCCAGUAAUUCCAAUAAGUGGUCCUGUAGCACAGAUCUAUAACUUAGCUCCUGAAGUUGAUGACGUUGUAGAUGAAAGUGAUGAUACCGAUGAUACAGAAGUUGAAACUGACAAUGACAAUGAAAAUGAAGAAGAAGAAAAUGAAAACAAGAAGAAUGAUGAUAUUGAAACUGACCUUAGCAAGUUAAAACCAGUGCAAGAUUUGGGGCGGCCAGUAGAAGAAUUGGAGAUGUACAAGCAGUUUUUCCCAGAGCUCACAGAAGACUUCCAGGCGUAUAAUUUUACUGAAAGUGGCAACACAAGUCCAUCAAGAUCUGAUGUUCAGCGGACGGGACCCAUUAUUGUGCCCACAGCAGAAGAGCUGUCUUCAAAAAGUAAUACGAUAAGAGCAAGUGUUAAAGACAAUAAUAUUCCACAAAGCCAGCAGAUUCUACCGAAUGUUUAUCAAGGAGCUGGACAGGACCAUAAACAAGUAACACACAUGGAUCUGCAGAAUACAGAGAAGAGCAAAAACAAUGUUAACUAUCAGUAUUCCAAACAAAAUGGACAUACACCGACACAGUGCCUGAACAAUGAAAUCACAAAAGGUUUAGGCAGUAUGUCCCUACACUGUAAUAAUGCCUCCGAAGAUGUUAAAUGUUGGAAACCUGGGUGUGAGAGUGGAGUUGAGAAUAAGCCCAGAUUUUUGACAUUAGGAGAAACAUGCAGCAAAACGUGUCAGCAGAUCUCUGGCUGUGGAAAGUCUUUAUUUGUUUCAUCAUUUGGUCAGCCUCCAUCUUGGCAACAGGUUGGUACCCAGCUAGGUCAAUUGUGCUGUACUGGCAUUGACACUGAUGCCGAGGAUGAGUCCUCUUUAAGUUCUGAAGAACCAGGAUUUUCAGACUUACCGGAGCCAGGUGUCUUGCAACCACUUCAUGACCCUGACCUUUAUGUUGAAAUUGUUAAAACGACUAAAUCUGUUCCCGAAUAUGGUGAAGUGGCUUAUCCUGAUUAUUUUGGCCAUAUUCCACCUCCAUUCAAGGAACCUCUCAUAGAAAGAACCUACGGUGUUCAAAGAACAAAAAUAUUCCAAGAUAUUGAGAGACUAAUUCAUGCAAAUGACAUUAUUGACAAAACUAUAUAUGAUCUUGAUUGUCUCAGCUAUCCUGUAUCCGAAGAUGGAGAAACGUUGAGGUUCAAUUCGCAGUUUGAAUCUGGAAAUCUUCGAAAAGCAAUUCAAAUUAGAAAGCUUGAAUACGAUCUGAUUCUUAAUUCUGAUAUAAACAGCAAUCAUCAUCACCAAUGGUUUUACUUUGAAGUGAGUGGAAUGAGGAAUGCUAUUCCUUAUCGAUUCAAUAUUAUCAACUGUGAAAAGUCUAAUAGUCAAUUUAAUUAUGGUAUGCAUCCCAUAAUGUAUUCCGUACAAGAAGCUAUGCUUGGAAGACCACGGUGGGUUCGAACUGGAACAGAUAUCUGUUAUUACAAGAAUCAUUUUUCCAGAAGUUCAAUUGCAGCUGGGGGUCUGAAAGGAAAAUCAUAUUACACUCUGACAUUUACAAUGACUUUUACUCAUAAGGAUGAUGUGUGUUAUUUUGCUUAUCACUAUCCAUAUACAUACUCUACCUUGCAGAUGCAUAUACAAAAAUUGGAGGCACUACAUGAUCCUCAGCAGAUUUAUUUUCGAAGGGAUUCAAUUUGUGAGACAUUGGGAGGGAACCCUUGCCCUGUACUGACCAUUACAUCCAUGCCCGAGUCCAAGUCCUGGGAGAACCUACACCAGUUCAGAAAUCGGCCUUACAUAUUCUUAACAUCUCGUGUCCAUCCUGGAGAGAGCAACUCCAGCUGGGUGAUGAAAGGAACUUUGGAAUUUUUAAUGAGCAAUAUUUUGACAGCUCAAAGCUUGCGGGACUCGUAUAUUUUUAAAAUAGUCCCGAUGCUGAACCCAGAUGGAGUCAUUAAUGGAAGCCAUCGCUGCUCACUAAGUGGAGAAGAUCUCAACCGUCAAUGGUUAACCCCUCACCCUGAACUUCAUCCAACGAUUUACCAUACCAAGGGCUUGCUGCAGUACCUUGCCAGUAUACAACGUACCCCCCUGGUUUUUUGUGACUAUCAUGGUCAUUCGCGCAAGAAAAAUGUCUUCAUGUAUGGCUGCAGCAUUAAGGAGACAAUGUGGCAAACUGAUGUUAGUGCUUCUUCUUGUGACCUUCAGGAAGACCUUGGAUAUAGGACUCUGCCAAAGGUGUUGAACCAAAUUGCACCGGCAUUCUGCAUGAGCAGCUGCAGUUUUGUGGUGGAGAAGUCCAAGGAAUCCACAGCGCGGGUUGUUGUGUGGCGUGAAGUUGGUGUGGCGAGGAGCUAUACAAUGGAAAGCACAUACUGUGGCUGCGAUCAGGGAAAAUACAAGGGACAACAAAUAGGGACAAGACAGUUAGAAGAGAUGGGGGCUAAAUUCUGCAUUAGUCUUCUGCGUCUGAAGAGGAUGACGUCGGUGGAAUGUCGGCUGCCUCCCAGCCUCCUGGACGUCGAAAACGAUUUAAUUGACACUAGAUGCAACUUAACCAGUCCGACCACACAUGUCCUAGAUGAGGAUGAACCGCGUUGCCUUGAAGAGGUGGAUUACAGUGCUGAGAGCAGUGACGAGCAGGACAUUGAUCUGAAUGAAACAGCAGACUUUGACCCCCAAUACUUUGACGCAAGUACACAGGAGGAGCAACUUUCUGAUUCUGACAUCCCAAAGAGAGACUGCUUUCUUUAAGUUAUAAUUCACCACAAAGGCUGAGAAAAAAAAUAUUAUAGUCAAUCAAAGAAAACAAAUCAGGGUUAAAAUGGUCUGCCUUGAGUAAGAGUGAUAGCUACUCAGGCACAUUGGCUAAAUUAAUAAUAAAUAUACUGCUGGUAAUAUAGAAACAUUGAAUUGUGUGUUAUUUAACGUUAACUUCAGGUGCAUUUGUAUUAGCGAGGAGAUGUUCUCCACUGCUUUUACUUCUGAAGGAGAAAGCUGCAUGGCUAAAAGUUUGCUCCCACUUAGUUUGAAUGCAGUUUUUUUUUUUUUUUUCCCAUCCCUUCAUUGUGUUUAUCUGUAUGCACAAUCUGUUGUAAGGUAUGUACCGGUAAUAAUUUGAGUACUCUUAAUAUGUUGUGGUGAGGUUGGAUUUAAUUUGUCUGCUGCGACUUCAAAAGAUGUCUGUAUUUAUUUCCCUUCUUUAUUGUAUCAGAAAUGAUUCCAUAAUUGCUUGAAAGAAAGUGUGCUGCUUCAGCUACAAUGUUGAGUGUGAUACUGUUAUUGUUACAUUGAGCUGAAUUGUGUCGAACUUGCUGAAAAAAUAUGUUGCACUUUGAUGUGGAUUAUAUAAAAAGUAAUAGCUAUAUCUUUAUAUCCUUAAUAUCCUUAAAUAGUACAUAAUCCAUAUUAUCAACAAUGUUGACUUGCAGCCUCUAUGUACAGUGUAUGGUUAGUGGCUUCUCAUGAAUAAUGAAACAAUGUAAUUUUGAUUUUCAGAUAUAAAUUAAAAGUUUUGUAUUGUGAUAGUGAA